AUGAUAUUGAACCUCUCAAAUAAUCACCUCACUGGUACACUCCCAACAUCUUUAGGAGAUUUGCGUCAAAUUCUGGUCCUGGAUCUCUCGCAAAACAUGCUCAAGGGUAAAAUCCCACGUGAACUAGGCCGCCUCCAUUUUUUAGGCCUCUUUUCAGUCACAGAUAAUGAUCUGGAAGGGAGUGUCCCCUGUGGGUUCAUAGUUGGCUUUUGUGGAGUUAUUGACUUAAUUGUAUUGAAUAUCUCCAACAAUCAUCCCAAUGGGACGAUCCCAGAUUCGUUUGCAGAGUUGUCUCAGAUUGAAGUACUGGAUCUCUCACAUAAUAUGCUCAAGGGCAGGAUACCAUCUGAUUUAGGGAAAGAGUGCUCUGAAAAUCCUAAGCUUUGUGGUUAUCCAAGGAAAAAGUGCUCUCAGCUCCAACAGGAAGACAAGGAAAAUGAAGAGAAAAUUUCAAGAUGGGUGGGGGACAAGCCUGUGCUCUAUGCUUGCAUUGCCCUGGGGUUUAUAGUUGGUUUUUCGGGUGUACUUUGGUUUCUUUUUCUAAGCAAGAAGUGGAG
This is a messenger RNA of Amborella trichopoda, 557 nucleotides long. NCBI's taxonomy places the organism in Eukaryota, Viridiplantae, Streptophyta, Magnoliopsida, Amborellales, Amborellaceae. The record is from RefSeq and is a predicted model, not a curated record.